CUCGCCAUACUUCGUGGGAAGAUGACAACGUGUCAAGGAGAGCGGCCUAUGCUUACACUGCUGUGGCUUCUCUUGGCCACAGCAGGCUGCCUUGCUGAUUUGAAUGAGGUUCCUCAGGUCACUGUCCAGCCCAUGUCCACUGUCCAGAAGCUCGGAGGAACUGUGAUCCUGGGCUGUGUGGUGGAGCCACCAUGGGUGAACGUGACCUGGCGCUUCAACGGGAAGGAGCUAAAUGGCUCGGAUGAUGCUCUGGGUGUCCUCAUCACCCGUGGGACCCUUGUCAUUGCUGCCCUCAACAACCACACUGUGGGACGGUACCAGUGUGUGGCUCGGAUGCCUGCGGGAGCUGUGGCCAGUGUGCCAGCCACGGUGACACUAGCCA
This is a messenger RNA of Grammomys surdaster, 382 nucleotides long. Its product is annotated as brother of CDO-like. The annotation marks the transcript as partial. Lineage: Eukaryota; Metazoa; Chordata; Mammalia; Rodentia; Muridae. The record is from RefSeq and is a predicted model, not a curated record. The transcript is spliced from 2 exons.